Cladophialophora yegresii CBS 114405 is the source of this 1500-nucleotide messenger RNA. RefSeq lists its product as uncharacterized. Bases 1 to 1500 code for a protein of 499 amino acids. The transcript has 2 exons. NCBI's taxonomy places the organism in Eukaryota, Fungi, Ascomycota, Eurotiomycetes, Chaetothyriales, Herpotrichiellaceae. Gene Ontology annotation, biological process: transmembrane transport. Gene Ontology annotation, cellular component: membrane. Gene Ontology annotation, molecular function: transmembrane transporter activity. The record is from RefSeq and is a predicted model, not a curated record.
AUGGCACUCCAUGGGGACAGCAAAGUGAUCGACAUCAAAGGCUUUGAAGAAAACCCGGGCAUCAUCGUGGGAGCCACAACGAGGUCGGAGGAGGAUCUCUCAAACCCGAUCCAAGCGAAGCCGACGCGCAAAUGGCAGUCUUACAUCUGGGACACGUUGGACAAGUCACCUGAAGAACGCCGCCUAAUGUUCAAGCUCGAUGCGGCGGUUCUUACCUUCGCAACGCUGGGGUACUUUAUCAAGUACCUAGAUCAGAUCAACAUCAAUAAUGCCUUCGUGUCGGGGAUGAAGGAGGAUCUAGGGUUAUACAAGAAUCAGCUCAAUUAUAUGCAAACUUGUUGGACUGUAGGUUAUGUGAUCGGGGAGGUACCUUCCAAUAUGAUCCUGACUCGCGUCCGACCAUCCAUUUGGAUUCCUGCGAUGGAACUAACAUGGACCGUAUUGACGUUUUGCCUUUGCAAAUGCAACUCCGCGGGUUCGAUAUAUGCACUUCGAUUCCUCAUCGGUCUGGCCGAGUCAACGUUCUACCCUGGAAUGCAGUACAUCAUCGGGUCGUGGUAUCGCCGCGACGAGCUUGCGAAGCGGUCAUGCAUCUUCCACACCGCGUCUGCCAUCGGGUCGAUGUUUUCUGGAUAUCUCAUGGCCGCCGUCUAUCAUCUCGGAGGAAAGGGGGGAUACCGCGGAUGGCAGUGGUUGUUCAUUGUGGACGGCAUCAUUUCUCUGCCCAUCGCCAUAUCGGGAUUCUUCCUUCUCCCAGACGUGCCGGAGAUUACUCGGGCCUGGUACUUUACACCUGAAGAACGCCUAUUUGCACAGAAGCGAAUGCAACUGGAGGGUCGCGCACAGCGCGCGCCAUAUACGAAAGCGAAGUUCAAAAGGAUCUUCACCUCGUGGCAUAUAUACACCCUAGCAACGCUGUACAUGACGUUCAACAACGCCGGUUCAGGAGUCACCCAACCUACCUUUGCACAGUAUCUCAAGGAUUCAGUGAACCCAAAAUACACCGUUGGUCAGAUCAAUACAUAUCCCACGACAACCUAUGCCGUGCAGAUCGUCAGUACGCUCGCGUAUGCUUGGACAUCGGACAGCGUGUUCCGUGGUGCCAGGUGGCCACCAAUCGUCUUUGGCGGCGUGGUCUCCAUCAUCGCCUACGCGAGUCUGGCCUUUUGGGAUAUUCCGACGGGUUGGCACUGGGCGUGCUAUAUCAUCGCCGGUUGUGGCGGUGGCUUGAGUGGACUUUGCAUGGCCUGGGCGCAUGAGGUCUGCUCGGAUGACAAUGAGGAAAGGGCGAUCGUUGUCGGAACCAUGAACGAGCUGGCGUAUGUGUUCCAAGCCUGGUUGCCGUUGGUGGUCUGGCAGCAGAUCGACGCACCAAGGUAUCACAAAGGCUUUGUAACCUCUGCAUGCCUCGCUGCUGGCAUGAUUAUCAUCUCUCUCGUGAUCAGAGUGCUGUGGAAGAGGGAAUUGGCGAAGAAGGCCAAGAUGGGUGCUGUUGCUUGA